Mixia osmundae IAM 14324 is the source of this 3933-nucleotide messenger RNA. RefSeq lists its product as uncharacterized. Gene Ontology annotation, biological process: nuclear-transcribed mRNA catabolic process, nonsense-mediated decay. Lineage: Eukaryota; Fungi; Basidiomycota; Mixiomycetes; Mixiales; Mixiaceae. Bases 217 to 3933 code for a protein of 1238 amino acids. Gene Ontology annotation, molecular function: protein binding; telomeric repeat DNA binding; telomerase RNA binding. The record is from RefSeq and is a predicted model, not a curated record. Gene Ontology annotation, cellular component: telomerase holoenzyme complex. The transcript has 4 exons.
GCAACGCGCUAAGGUUGCAAGCGAGAUUGAACUGCUUCGGUUGGGCUGAAGCAUGCUAGUCAAGGACACGCAAGGCACGAGAGUCAGUGUACCGCUGGUCUACAGCUACUCCUGACGCCAGAUGACUUGAGCGCCCAAGCUCGUCAGACACGAGACUCCUCAUGUCCAAGUGAUAGCUGAGGCUUUUCAGCUUCAGCCUGCCAAUAGCAGAUCGACAUGGUCAUCCUCGCCGAGCAGGACGAAAAGGACCUGUCGCCCUCACCGGCAAGCAAGACUAGCCGUGCGCCAGCGACGACGCUUUCCUGGUCAUUUGGCGAGGAUCCUCUGUUGAGCAAGAAAGCGCCUACCUCGCCUCCUCAGCGGAUCCGGCUCCCCCGUCCUGCUGCCCUAUCGCCUCAGAGCUUACCAGUAGGGACGCCUGCGCCAGCGACUGCCUUGCCAGGCGCGACGAGUCAGAGUGCGCUCGCAAGUCCGCCCAAGCCGGCAAUCUUGCUCACUCAGAGCAAGCUAUCUGUCCAUUCGGCACCUUUCGUACCGCUGCCUCAGCCAACUUUCACUAUCGCUCCACCUGUACUAGUGCCCUCGGCCUCCGGUAGCUCCAACAGUGGUACAAGCACAGGCACGAAGCUCAGUCGGACCAGUCGACGCAAAGCUCGCGAGGCAGCAAAGGAAGCAGAUGCAGAGCAAGAAGCCCGAAUACGCGAGGACGCCAGAGAUCGCAACAAGGACUUCAAUUACUACGAUCCCAGCGCGGCCCAAGCGCGACAGGGCCCUCCGUCAGCCACACGCAAAGUCAAAGCCAGUACGAGUCAGUCUGCAGAUAAGCCUGGUCCCGCACAGACUACAAAUUUCGCCGACCGGGUCGUGGCCGCACAACGAAAGCAAUCAAAAUCCAAGCAAACAAGCCACAACAAGCGCGACAGACAGAAGAGCGUCCGAGCAAACGAUGCAGAACUGUCCAAACCUUUGCGCGCAUUGCACAUUGGCGGCCAGUCGCGAGCGAUCGAUCCAGAGUUCUCCCGCUCCCUCGUCACGCAAGAUCAGCCGACGCUCUUCGAUCCAGAGACAGCAGGCACCUCUGCACGCGCAUCCACACAAGACCAUGAAUCUCGCCAAGGUACUUCUCCUCGACCUGCCUCACGUGGGACCGCAAUCAAGCGGGACGAUUCUGCCUCACGAACAUCCUCUCACGAUACCCCUCGCCGAGUACAAGAUGCACGCUCCAAUGAGCGCAAGCCCGGUCAGACCAAUCCAAGCCAGAGACAGUCGCUCUUUGAUCCCAGGCGAGACGAUCCGGUGAGAUUCGCCGCCGUCAGUCGCCUAGAUGAGCGAUCCCCCUUGCCCGCUCGCACGAACGAUUCUGGCAAGUCUGGCAAUAGCAACGGCAAUGCGCUCGAUUCGCUCAAGAAGGCUUAUCGCGUCGUUGUCGAUCUCGAGAAGAAGUGUCAAGCGGAGAACGUUGACCCGAACGCAGAUCAGCAGAACGGCCGGCAUCCGAAAAAGAGGCUCAUGCGCGUCGAGACUGAUGAUGCUUAUUGGAUACGCCUCACUAUGCCCCACAGAGAGCUCGCAGAAGCGCAUCUCAAUUUUCUGCAGAUGGCGCUCGAUCCGCGCAUGCCGGCUUCCCUGCAGAGUCUGCCGCAAAAGUACAAUAUCGCUACCCGACUUUGGCAAACGGCCUUUCACGCGCUCCUGGAAAGAAUGCGAUCUGCUCUGCCUCACUCGAAGAACGACGACAGCAAUGUGCUCGAGCAUCUUACCGAAUUCAUCUACUUUGCCUAUACUUUCUAUACAAAUCUUCUGGAAGAGCAAGCGCUCGCUGUCUUUCGCAGCAGUUGGCUCGAGCAGCUUGGCGAUCUCGCUCGCUAUCGCAUGGCUAUAGCAGGUCUAGGCGCGUCCGAAGCAACGAGCGAGUUACCCGCUCGCGAAAGCAGCCCCGAAGAUGAAUCAUCGACGGAAGAGCAUAAGAGUCCUGCCGCAGCGUCGAUCGGCGACGCGGCUUUGGGAGACUGGGAAGUUGAGGAGCAGGGCACUUGGCGCGAUGUCGCACGAGAUUGGUAUGCUCGUGGCGUAGCCGAGACACCUAAUCGAGGUCGAUUGCACCAUCAUCUCGCCCUACUCAGCAAAGACGACAGCAUGCGUGCAUUGUAUCACUACUGUCGCAGCUUGACCGCUAGCGAGCCUUUCUGGCCGGCCCGCGAGUCGAUGCUGACCCUCUUCAGUUCCGAAGCUCAGAAGCAACGCGCACAAGCCGGCGCGACGGCUGGCGAGCUCUUUGUACAUCUACAAGGCAUGCUCUUCACCAAGGUGGACCUGGACGACUACGAUGACGUGCUCGCUCGCUUUCGCGAGGCGUUGCGUGUGACAUUCAUUACUAUCAAAGCUGGCCAACGCAUCCGAAAGAAGGCUACGCUGGCAGACGCUCGAUGGAGCAUGAUGGGCAUCAUUACGGUGACCGCACUGCUACAAUUUGGCGCAGAUGAGAGCGCUUUGAAAGCAGCGAUGGGUAAGGAGGCGCAAGCAGUCACAAACGACAACAAGCCUUCAGCCAUCAUGAUCAAAUCGAGCAAAGCUGCCGAGGACAGCAGCGUCGAGCAUCGUACCGUCGGCAACCAAUCUGCUGACGAGUACAGCUCGCCCGUUGUCUUUACCUUGGCGGCUCAGCUGGCUUAUGAGCUACUCGAGCAUGUAAUUACUCAUCUCUACCGACCCGACAAUAGUCAUCCGGCUGUCUGUCCCUACAUCACGAUUCAUCUUGCUUUCUUGCAUCAUAUCUCCUCCAAAGCAGGGGCUCUCCGCCUACUCGAGCGCUACGUGCCUUGGAAAAGCCUCGUCAAUCUCUUCUGUCAGAUUCCAAGUCAGAUCGCAGUCCGUGCUGAUCCGCCUCAUCGCAUCAGCGGCACUGCCAAUGACGAGGACUGGUGUCUCCGUGGCACAGAUUGGAUCGGUCGUGAACGAUUCGCGCGCGGCUUCUGGCGCACCAGAUCUGCUCAUACGAACGGCGAGGAUGCUGAGGCGUCGCAUCCUGCUCAAGCGAAAGGACCAGAGUCAGAAAUUGACUAUCUGGCCAGCGAUCCCUUUGCACCGACUAGCGAGCUGAUCCUGCCCAGCGGGCAAGUCGAAUCUGAACAAUUGACGCACAGCCAGGAUCUCGCCCGAGGUCGUUGGCAGCGCAUUGCUCUCAUGGCAGUCUGGCUGGCGAAGACAGUGCCUGGGCUCAGCUUCAACGCAGCGCUCGAUCACCAGCACAAGUUCUCGCUUCAAACAAUUUUGGCCGACAGAGCAAGCACGUGGGCGCAGGCCAGGCAGCGCGCUGCAUACGACAAGAGGAGCGCUUCACUCGAGCGCGAGCAGGCUGGACAUACCAAUGGCAAGGCGCCUCGCAAGGCCGGCUCCACUGCAAUCCUAGCGAAUCAAACGAUCUUUGUGUUUGACACCAACAUCUUGAUGACCGAUCUGCAACUUCUCGAUCGGCUGCUUCCCAGUGGCAAAUGGAUUGUCAUCAUUCCUCUCAUGGUCGUUACGGAGCUCGAUGGUCUAGCCAAAGAAACAAGCGAGGCUGGCGCGAGCGCAAACAAGGCACUUGACGCGCUCCGGGCCGCAUUGUCAGACCACCCCGACUGCAUCAAGCUACAGACGAGUCGCGGCAAUUAUCUCAAUGAUCUCAAUAUUCGCUGGGAGGCGAUCGAUUUCUCCUCGGACGCGCAAGGCGAACAAAUUCGAAGCAUUGACGACGUCAUUCUGCAAGCAGCAAUAUGGCAGUCAAAGCAUGGCAUCGGUCUGGCAUCUGCGUCUCCAACGGAUCCGGUCGUAGUCGCGCUGGUCACCGCUGAUCGUAACUUGCGAUUGAAGGCGACUGUGCGAUCCUUGCUGGCGGGCUCCAGUCAGCAAAUCCUGCAGUGGCUCGAGGCGGCAGAGGCGAGCAACGGCUGA